AUUACUAUUAUUUAUAUUGACAACUGAAGAUUUUUUUUUUUUCUUUUGAAUUUUUCAUCUCCUUUAUUUGGGGUUUUUGUGACUUGCUGUCUCAUUUGUGGGCAUGAGAAGGGGGGCUCAGAUAACAAAAAACACUUUUAAUCCUCUCUCUGACCCAACUCUGUCACCCAGAGCAGGAGCACCAACACAACAACAGCAGCCCACCUAGGCCAAGGUAGAAAAAUUUCCCCUUAUUUACCAUUCCUUCCACUUCUUCACCCUCGUCUUCCAACAUCAAAUCUCUUCAGACCAAAGGGGCAAAGCCCCCCUUCAGUGUUUUCCCCAAAACCUUUUGUGAUUUUUGUGCCUGCAUAGAGAAACCCACCAUCGUAGAGCAUUUAUUCUUGUCCGCUUAAGUGUAUGCAGAGAUAAAGAUAGAUGAGAUAGUAAAAAAAAAAAAAAAAAAGACAAAAAUUGCAUAGAAUAAUAAUGAUAAUAAUUUCUGGGUUUGUUUGUAUUUUCAGUCUGGGUUUUGGAUUUGGUGUUGUUAUUGGGUGAUGGAAUCUGGAGAGUUGAAUGUCAGGGUUUUUUGGGAUCAGCAGCAGCAACAACCGCAGGAGUAUCAGGUCUCAGAGUGGUGGGAGUUGCAGAUUAAGAUCAACAAGCAAUAACAGGAGAAGUGUAGGAAGCAAAGCAAACGGUGAAUAGAAUACUAAAGAGAAAAGCACUGUAACAAAUCAAAAAAGGUUUGGAAUAGGAAAAGCAGAAGAGUAGGAAUCUGGAUUUCCCAAGGAAUCAGCAGCACCCAAGGCCUUUCCAUCAAAGUAUAAACCAAACAGCACCUCUAGAGGCACAAGGACAAGUUCAAGCCACAUACAACGCCAAUCAACAUUUUCAACUACUUCAGCCCCAACAACAGCAUGGUGAAGCCAUAGACACUCACCAAACACCCCUGCCCAGCAGCAGACAACCUUUGGAGCAAAGCAUUGAAUAUGCUAAGCAUAGAAACAUCAUUGGAAUGAAGAGUGCUGGAGGGGGAGAGAUAGUGCAAGUCCAAGGAGGCCACAUUGUGCGGUCCACAGGGCGGAAAGACCGGCAUAGCAAGGUCUACACUGCAAAAGGUCCUAGGGACCGCAGGGUUCGUUUAUCAGCCCACACAGCCAUUCAAUUCUAUGAUGUGCAGGAUCGGCUGGGCUAUGACAGGCCCAGCAAAGCCGUAGAUUGGCUAAUCAAGAAGGCAAAAUCUUCCAUAGACAAGCUUGCUGAGCUACCACCAUGGCACCCCAUUGCCCUGGACCCCAAUGCCAGUGCUGGGACUAGCGACAUAGGCAUGGCUCAGCAGUCCCAGGAGUCCAAUUAUGUGUUCCCUCCAUUGGGUGGUGGGGGUGGGGUUGGUGGUGAAAACCCAAGCAAUGAUUCUGCCUUCAUUGCACCACCUCUGGACUCUGAUUCCAUUGCUGACACUAUGAAAUCUUUCUUUCCCACUAGUUCAGGGACUUCCUCAAUCAAUUAUCAGAACUACCCGCCUGAUAGCAACCAUCAUAAUGAAGAUCUUUGUCUAUCUCUUCAUUCUUUCCAAGACCCAGAUGCGGAGUCCAACCACAAGAACCUUUUUGCCAGUGCAGCACAAGUUGGGUAUGAGACUAAUUUCCAGAGAAUGGUGAGUUGGGGAGGAGGUGGUGGAGAUUCAGAGAGUCGCGGUGGAUUUGGGUUUAUGUUUAACUCACCUCCAAUGCCAAUGCCACAGCCACAGCCACCAACAUUGCUGAGCCAAGGCUCAGAAUUUUCACAGAGGGGACCCCUUCAGUCCAGUUUUGCUCCUGCUGUUCGUGCUUGGAAUGAGCUUCCUAUUGCUUCUGGGGCAAUGCAUCAAUCUUCACUCUCUGAUGGCAGGUUUGUGCCAAAUGGAGUCCCAGGUUUUCGAAUUCCAGCACGAAUUCAGGGUGAGGAGGAGCAUAGCGUGGUCUCAGAUAGGCCAUCCUCUUCCUCCCCCAACUCUCAUCACUGAAUACACUUUUUCAUCCAACAGGAUUUUCUCUAGGCUUUCAUGGUGACCAAUGACCAAAUUCAAUGCGACCAAGAAGAUGAGCUUCAGUCAAUUCAUUGGUCUACCAAGGAAGAAGAUAUCUAGUUGAAUUCAAAAAGAAAAAUUUUGUAUUUAAUUAGAUUUCCUUGCUAGUUUCUUUUGAUGUUUUGCUCUACUUGUUUGCAUUGCUGCCUAAUAUCAGCGUUAAGACUUUGAAACAUGAUGCUCUGGCAAUUGCUCUGUUUUUAUAGUGUAGAAAACUGUCCUUGUUGCAUAUGCACUUUUUAGCAUAAAUCUAGUGGAAAAAUGACAGAUGUGUUGAUCAA
Messenger RNA from Vitis vinifera (wine grape), 2331 nucleotides. Its product is annotated as transcription factor TCP4. Gene Ontology annotation, molecular function: DNA-binding transcription factor activity; sequence-specific DNA binding. Gene Ontology annotation, cellular component: nucleus. Lineage: Eukaryota; Viridiplantae; Streptophyta; Magnoliopsida; Vitales; Vitaceae. The record is from RefSeq and is a predicted model, not a curated record. The transcript has 3 exons. Bases 998 to 1987 code for a protein of 329 amino acids. Gene Ontology annotation, biological process: regulation of secondary shoot formation.